This is a messenger RNA of Zingiber officinale, 1286 nucleotides long. RefSeq lists its product as uncharacterized. NCBI's taxonomy places the organism in Eukaryota, Viridiplantae, Streptophyta, Magnoliopsida, Zingiberales, Zingiberaceae. The transcript has 7 exons. The coding region runs from base 1 to 1221 and encodes 406 amino acids. The record is from RefSeq and is a predicted model, not a curated record.
AUGGCAUUCAUGUGCCUGAUUUACUUGUCAUUGCUCUUCUCUCUUUUGCUUUGUUCAAUUGAAGGAAGAAACAUUCCAUUAACCGAGGAAGAAGACCUGGAGUUAGACAAAGAACUCCAAAGUCUCAACAAACCCCCUGUCAAAAUCAUCAAGCAGACCUUCAGUGGAGAUCUUUUUGACUGUAUCGAAAAGUACAAACAACCUGCAUUCGAUCAUCCUGCGUUGAAAAACCAUAAGCUACAGAUGCGACCAAGUUUUCAAACGAAGAAUAAUGUGACUAUGGAUGAAAAUUUUAAAUCACUUCUAGAUCCAGGCUUCAACGAUACUUGUCCUCCGGGAACUGUUCUCAUUAGGCGAACUCGAAAAGAAGAUCUAAUCAUAUCGAAAGAGCUAACCAAAUACUUUAGAAACUAUGGAUCCGGAUAUCGUGUUCGUGAUGAUUCUGUGGGCCAGAAUUAUUAUGCAAUAGUUCGGAGCAAGAACAGUAGUUUCUAUGGCUUUCGAUCAAAGAUCUCUACGUGGGCACUACCAAAUGUAGGGCCAGAUCAAGUCUCUGCCAGUCAAGUAUGGAUUAUGGGAGACAUCGAUGGUCCUGAUGGAAGCCUGAAUGCUAUUCAAUCAGGAUGGCACGUUCAUCCCCAAAUAUAUAACGAUACGUUCACUCAUUUUUUCAUUUAUUGGACAACUAACGGUUACCGGACGGGCUGCAUGAACUUAAAUUGCAAAGGGUUCGUGCAAGUUUCAGCAAACUAUGCACCUGGAUAUGCCUUCCCCAAAGUUUCUCUGUACCGUGGCAAACCAGAAUACUUAGACCUACUCAUAGCAAAGGAUCCUAAAAGUGGUAACUGGUGGUUGACUCUUCCGUGUGGGGGGCUAACUGGGAGUGUAGAUAUUGGAUAUUGGCCGAAGGAGCUUUUCCCGAAUUUAGAGAUUUCGUCAUAUAUAGACUUUGGAGGUCAAGUUUAUACGCCCAACAAUGAAGCGUCUCCUCCCAUGGGGAGUGGUAGUUUUCCCGAAGAAGGGUUUGGCAGAGCCAGCCAUUUUAUGCAAGCGCAGUUCAUUGGGACAGACCACCAAGCUUUCACUCCGAGUGAGGGCUCAGUGUAUACAGAGAAUGACUCGCUGGACAAUUACUAUAAAGUUUCUGGGGAUCCUCCAGAAAGUGGUGAUUUCAAUGUUUAUUAUGGCGGACAGGGUGGGUUGAUUGCUGCUACUGGGUAGUAUACUGAUUGUGUCUAUCACUGAUAUAAUUGUAAUUCAUCUCUUCAUCGAAUAAGAAAGGAAAG